Messenger RNA from Penicillium soppii, 1071 nucleotides. RefSeq lists its product as uncharacterized. Lineage: Eukaryota; Fungi; Ascomycota; Eurotiomycetes; Eurotiales; Aspergillaceae. The transcript has 2 exons. The coding region runs from base 1 to 1071 and encodes 356 amino acids. The record is from RefSeq and is a predicted model, not a curated record.
AUGGUGGCGCCGGGAGGCCAGUGGCCCCUUCUUUCAGGGGGUCGUGAAAAUUCUGCAUCGAACAUCAACGAGCGCAUAUUAGACGCAAACUACGACGUACGCCAGUUGCUGGAUCAUAUCAGCAGUAAUAACUCGCUGAAAAUCCCCAGACCAGUGUUGGACUUCCUGAAAUCAAUCAGGGAACUUACCGCCGACAUCAUCAAGAACCCGAUCGGCCAGGACUGGAAGCAGCAAUUUGAACAGCUGCGCCAGGAGACCAGCCAGAUAAAACAAGACAUCCAUGCGAUGAGGAUCGCGACGACAACAGCCAACGGACCGAGUACCAGGAUCCGAUCGUACGUAGACGCAGUCAAGAAUGCACCACCGCCGACGCACUUCCUCUCGAGUCAUGGCAGUGCGUCGACCAACCCCGCAGCCCCCACCGAACUCAUCCACGACCGAAAGAUCAUCGUCAAACUGGGUGACUCCGAUGGCGUAAAGCGCUUCCGGACACAAACUCCUGCCGAGAUCACCAAGCUGGCUGAAAGCCCGGGUGAAGGGAGCGAAGGAGGUAACCGGACUGACGAUGGCUUCGGCAAAGAGGCGGAGAUCAUGAGAUGCCACCGUCAGGUCUGGGUGAAGCAUCUGUGGAAGGGAUCGGAGGUGCGGCUGCCGAGCUGGGGGGUUGUUGUGCACGACGUUAACGUGCGAUCUCUGGGAAUUGACACAGCGGCGGAAAUUAAGGACCGGAAACAGGGAAUUAUGAAACAGCUGCUGACGGAGAACCUGUUCAACUGGAGAGACGACGCUGAGAUCGUGCAGAUCUCCUGGCUAGUCCUUCCCGAGGGCAAGAAAUCCGGAUCCCUGAUCGUCGAGUUUACCUUACCACACACAGCCAACAAAGCCAUCGACACUGGGACACUGUGGGACUCGGAGGUUCUUACCACGGUCUUAUACGAUCGUGCUGCACGUAUACGCCAAUGUCACAACUGUCAACGCUACGGACACAUAGGAAAUGUAACGGGCCAGGGCCACGUUGAGGCUCGGGCUUUGCCCGUGCAGACACCGCACCCGAUACUGCCGAACGGGUAG